CCUGGAGCUGGAGAAGUCAGUGCCGCAGCCCGGCCGCGCUGCUCUGGGAAACCACUGGGGACGCGGAGCUGGGGGGAGUCCGAGGGCUGGGGACGUCCGUGAGGGAGGGGAACAGCCGCCCGAGUCUGCGGUGGGGAGACCGGACUGGGGCUGAGGGAGACUCCGGGAAGGGGCCCGGGAGGGAGUGGCGUUGGGCAGAGCCCAGGAAACAGCCCGGAGGUUCUCCACUGAGGCCCGCGCUGAAGGCGCCUGAAGCGGUACCUGGAAGAGGGUGUUCCCCCUUUAGCGGAUUCGUGACCGGAGGAGGUUGUUGGGGGUCGCCCUUCCGAGGAGGCCGUGGCUAAAAGGGCCCAGAACUGCCACUGGAUGACCCAGGUUCCCUGUAAUUGAUAAUGUUGGAGAUCGGUUCUGCAACUUUCUUCCAUAUUCGUUUGUUAAAAACAAAUAGAAUGCAAGUUCCUCCACUCCAGAUUAUGAAAACAGUACUUGGAAAACUGAAAACUAUCUAAAUGAUUGUCUUUGGUUGGGCCGUGUUCUUAGUGAGCAGAAGCCUUGGCCAGGGUCUGCUGUUGACUCUUGAGGAGCACAUAGCCCACUUCCUGGGGACUAGAGGUGCCACUGCUACCAUGGGUAAUUCCUGUAUCUGCCGAGAUGACAGUGGAGCGGAAGAUAGUGUUGACACCCAGCAGCAACAAGCCGAGAACAGUGCAGUACCCACUGCUGACAUGAGGAGCCAACCCCGGGACCCUGUUCGGCCACCAAGGAGGGGCCGAGGACCACAUGAGCCAAGGAGAAAGAAACAAAAUGUAGAUGGACUAGUGCUGGACACACUAGCAGUCAUACGGACUCUUGUAGACAAUGAUCAGGAACCUCCCUAUUCAAUGAUUACAUUGCACGAAAUGGCAGAAACAGAUGAAGGAUGGUUGGAUGUUGUCCAGUCUUUAAUUAGAGUUAUUCCAUUGGAAGAUCCACUGGGACCAGCUGUUAUAACAUUGUUACUAGAUGAAUGUCCAUUGCCCACUAAAGAUGCACUCCAGAAAUUGACUGAAAUUCUCAAUUUAAAUGGAGAAGUAGCUUGCCAGGACUCAGGUCAUCCUGCUAAACACAGGAACACAUCUGCAGUCCUAGGUUGCUUGGCUGAGAAACUAGCAGGUCCUGCAAGUAUAGGCUUACUUAGCCCAGGAAUACUGGAAUAUUUGCUACAGUGUCUGAAGCUACAGUCCCACCCCACAGUCAUGCUCUUUGCACUUAUUGCGCUGGAAAAGUUUGCACAGACAAGUGAAAAUAAAUUGACUAUCUCUGAAUCCAGUAUUAGUGACCGGCUUGUCACAUUGGAGUCCUGGGCUGAUGAUCCUGAUUAUCUGAAACGUCAGGUUGGGUUCUGUGCCCAGUGGAGCUUAGACAAUCUCUUUUUAAAAGACAGUAGGCAGCUGACCUAUGAGAAAGUGGACUUGAAUAGCAUUAGGGCCAUGCUGAAUAGCAACGAUGUCAGCGAGUACCUGAAGAUCUCGCCUCAUGGCUUGGAGGCUCGCUGUGAUGCUUCCUCUUUUGAAAGCGUGCGUUGCACCUUCUGCGUGGAUGCUGGGGUGUGGUACUACGAGGUCACUGUGGUCACUUCUGGCGUCAUGCAGAUCGGCUGGGCCACGCGAGACAGCAAAUUUCUCAAUCACGAAGGCUAUGGCAUUGGGGACGACGAAUACUCCUGUGCCUACGACGGCUGCCGGCAGCUGAUUUGGUACAAUGCCAGGAGUAAGCCUCAUCUACACCCGUGCUGGAAAGAAGGAGACACAGUAGGAUUUCUGUUAGACUUGAAUGAAAAGCAAAUGAUCUUCUUUUUAAAUGGCAACCAGCUGCCUCCUGAGAAGCAAGUCUUUUCAUCUACUGUAUCUGGAUUUUUUGCUGCAGCUAGUUUCAUGUCAUAUCAACAAUGUGAGUUCAAUUUUGGAGCGAAACCAUUCAAAUAUCCACCAUCUAUGAAAUUUAGCACUUUUAAUGACUACGCCUUCCUCACAGCUGAAGAGAAAAUCAUUUUGCCAAGGCACCGGCGUCUUGCUCUGUUGAAGCAAGUCAGCAUCCGGGAAAACUGCUGCUCCCUGUGUUGUGACGAAGUAGCAGACACACAGUUGAAGCCAUGUGGACACAGUGACCUGUGCAUGGAUUGUGCCUUGCAACUGGAGACCUGCCCGUUGUGUCGCAAAGAAAUAGUGUCUAGAGUCAGACAGAUUUCUCAUAUUUCAUGACACAUGUGAAGAGGCAUCAUGGACUUAUUUCUACUCAAUUCCAGCCAAUGUUGAAGAGAAAAAACAAAGAAAAAAAAAAAAACAUCUCUAAUCAGUUGUGCGCACAUUGAAACUUAUAGCCAUGGCCAGAUUUUAUGCUAAAAAUGGUAGUUUGUCAAAGACAAAAUUCUCUUAGAAUCUAACCCAACUUGCCAGCCCUGAGAAAUUCCUUUUAAGGCCAAGGAAAGCUGAGUGCUAACAGCUAGGCCUGUGGUACUUCCACGGAACACGCUAGGAGACAGUGCCCUCCCAAGUGCUGAAACCACACCGGAAUUCUCCCAUGUUGGGUUCAUGUGAAUGUCUAACAGGAUGUUUUCUCUCCUAUUCUAAAGUUUUUAUUUGGGGCAGAAGUCAUCAUGGAGAAGUAAAUGGCAGCGGUUCUGGGUUAAGCAUAACUUCCAACCGGUCAGAGAGGCCCCGGUGUGUUAAGCGUGGAUAUUGCCCUGCAAAACUUGAAUCUAUAAACCAGAACCACACAGGUCAAUACUACAAGCAACAUGGAGGGCCCGAAAGAAGGUGCACAGACUGUGGAGAAAACCCAAUUUUUGAUAUUUCCGUGAUUCCAAAGAACAUUGUAGUUUUUUUUUUUAACUGCAGAAAACUGGUGUAUUUUCACAUUCAUGGUGUUUCUAUCCAGUUUCAGUAUCCGCAUUUUGUGAGGAAAAAAUGUUUUAACAAUGCGGGAGGAAUUCUUAAAUUAAUUGCAAUGUUAGACUGGAGAAAAUUUGGUAUUUAGGGUAUUUUUAAGGUACCAUCAAAUCAGGUUUUUUUGUUUUUUGUUAAAAAUUUUUUUUAAUCAGUAUUGUUUCUGGAAGUAAUAUACUUUGAAACUCUUGAACUAACAGUCUCAAAAACUCUUAGAGGACAGUCUGAGAGCACGUAUUCCUGUUGUUUUAAAUAAAUACCUGUUUUUGAAUAGUAUAUUCAAUCAUGGAUUGCUGACUAUGUCUUCAUCAAAAGUGUUAAUCCCUCUCAGGGUCUCUGGUGAAGACCUUCAAGAGUUUGGUUUUUUCUCCCAGAAAAUUGGAAGGUAGAAUUGUAAAUUCAUAGAACUUAUUUUAUAAUGGUGUACCUCAGCAGCUGCCUUUCAAUUUAUGCCAAGUCCUUACUGAGUUUAUACUUGAAUAGUAAAUACGUCUUCUGAGUUUUACAGUGUCUUAAACUCAAUGCACAUCUUUCUUUCCUCCUUUCCUACCCUUUCUUGUUUGUAAUUCAUUAAACUGUCCUAUUAUAGAGAUGAUUUCCUUCCUGGCCGUACUUGUUGGGGUGCUGGAUUUUUUCCAUGUCUUUAGUCUUCCAUAAAUUCAAAUAUAUAUAUAUGUUUAUAUAUAUAUAUAUAUAUAUAUAUAUAUAUAUAUAUAUAUAUAUUCUCUUCUUUAGCUUGUGGUGAAUACAGUAAUUUGCAUUGAAGAAAUAAAACAUUUGUUGCCUUUUUUGAGUAA
Molecule: messenger RNA, 3721 nt
Organism: Neofelis nebulosa (Clouded leopard)
Lineage: Eukaryota; Metazoa; Chordata; Mammalia; Carnivora; Felidae
Gene: RSPRY1
Product: ring finger and SPRY domain containing 1
Exons: 15
Coding region: 510-2240 (576 amino acids)
Cellular component (GO): cytoplasm
Molecular function (GO): protein binding; ubiquitin-protein transferase activity
Source: RefSeq, a predicted model, not a curated record